Messenger RNA from Chara braunii, 3017 nucleotides. The record is from the annotation of a GenBank genome assembly. Lineage: Eukaryota; Viridiplantae; Streptophyta; Charophyceae; Charales; Characeae.
GUCGUGAAGGGUUGAGUCGCUGAGUGGGGUCCUUUGUCCCAUCGUCUUUUGUAACAGGAAGAUUGAAGUCGAAGGCGGUUGGCCAAAAUGCCAGAGGAGAUGGCUGACGGUGGGAGGAGGCUUGUGACUCUCGACGACCUCAUCGAUGCCUUGGACAAGCGCGAAAGGGCGCCGAGCAAUGUCCCAAAGGUCAAGAUAUUCCAUUUCAAGGGGGAUCGGGUAUCUGACUGGUUGGAUCUAACGGAACAGGCGCUGGUGGGAUUGUCAGAUAAGGUCAAGCUCCAGCGGGUCCUGAGGUAUGUCCUGCAUAGUCACCAUCGGGAAGUAACUAAGGUAGUGGAUGCCGCCAGUGGCAGUUGGACAAAGUUUGGGGAUCUAAUGCGAAAGAAGUACAGGCUGGGGGACGGUCUGUUGACCAUGGCCGACUUGGAGGCCAUGAAUAAGGAAGAUUUCUCUACCAUUGGGGCGUUCGUGCACGAGUUUAAGAAAAAGGCUAGGAAGGUGCACGGGAUUUCUGACGAGGCACAGUGCGCCACAUUUUUGGGGCUGCUUACGGGCUCGGAGGCCACAGAGCUGACCAAGUAUGGGGAAGGGAGCGAGAGGCUCACCUGGGCAACCAUUGAUGAGGGAGUGGAAGAAAGGAGCCUGAAUCAGGUGGAGCACCACCAAAUGAGGUUGCAAAGGCGCAAGAGGAAGGAGAGGGAUGCUACCGCAUCCGAGACCCCAGGGGUGAAGAGAAUUGUUACGGACGUGUUGGCGACACUAGGGUAUGAUAACGAAGCAGAGAUACGGAAAAGAGAGGUGCUAGUGGCCCGAGGCCGGCGUCAGGGGCAGUGGAUGAGGAGGCUGGGCGAGAAGACUACGGCGGAGGGGAGAUGGGUUCCCAAGAAAGAAGUGGUAGAGGUUCAAGAAGAGGAAGAUGAGGGUCAUGGCGAAGAGGAUGAGAGGCUCCGCCAGGAAGAACAUCGGCGAGCUGAGCAGAGUGCCAAGAAGAGAGGGAUUCAGGGAGGAGCGGAGCCGAGCCUGCACGAUGGCGUGCCAAAAAGAAAGAAGUACGCAGUCUGGCUGGAGGAAGGUUUUGACGUGGAGCGGAUGGUAGAUAAGCUCCUGGAAGGCCACAACGAUUUGAUGAAUUUAAAGGACAUUUUGGCGUCGGCACCAAGGCUCCGUGGCGAGCUGAAAGGGCGGCUCUCGCGAAGGCAUGAGGGGACGAUGAUCCUAGCUCUAUCUCCGGCCUGCGGGAAUUACGAAAUUAUUAAGUGCCGGAACACAGGGUCCGGAAGUGCGAGGAACAGGCUCAACCUCGGCUCCUUCACCUUCGAGGAGUCUGAGUACGCGCGACGGAGACUCCGGGAGGAGCAGGAGGAGGAAGGAGUUGGCGAGGUGUUGUCCCUGAGCCUUAACGAUGUGAAUAUGGCAAUGGAGGUGGUGGCGGCGCAUGAUAUGGCAGACCCUGAGGCUAUAAAGGCAUUGAGGGAGCAGAGGUUGAGAGCUUCCCCUAGAGGACGCGAUUGCAUGCCCAUUCGAUUGGAGGAGGGGAACGCGGAUGAUUUCAUUCCCGCAUAUGAGCACUACAUGUUGAGUCAGGGGAUUGCGCGGGAGGAGUGGGUGCAGGCCCUACUUAUCUGGACGAGGGGGGCAGAGAGGCCGGUGGCCAAACAGAUUCAGGAGCGGGCUCGAGAUUGGGAGGACUGCCAAGCCCAGCUCAAGAGGGCAUUCGGACGGCCACAGCAUGAGAGGCCCGAGCCCAGGGUCGAGAGACGACGACGAAGCAAGAGGCCAAGGGAACUGGCACCGAGAGAGGUGGGGCUGGCCAGAGAGAAGAGGAGGGCCCCAGCACAGCGGGAGGAUGAGCCCGCAGGGCCCGCACUGGCAGAGGAGUCGUUCCCUGCUUGUGGCCUCCGGGCGGUUGAGUUUUGGCGGAUUACGAGCGAGGAGUUGAGAUCACCCUCACCGUUGCCAUCAGCGCAGGAGUUGGACAUACCGAGAGAGACACCAUUCCGAAGCUUAGCGACUCAUCUUGAUGCAUCUCGAUGGGUGGCCUUACGAUUGGGGGAGGGCUCAGUUGAGCCGACAUGCUACGUACCGUUGGAGGAGCCUUUGGACCUCGAGACGGAGACGGGCAUGCGAGACCGAGAGGAGCCUCAGGAUCCUGAGAUGGCAGCAGAGCAGCCGGAUCCUGUACAACCUCAGGGCCGGGAGGUGAUCACGGUUGGAGUCGAUACCCCGCUAUGCUCCCCAAUUCCAGAGCCAGUACAGCAUUCAUGGCCAGAGGGGAUUCCUGAGCCGGGCAGCGAGGAGAUUCCGGAGUCUCCCCCUGAGGCCGCCGCUAUGCCUGAGCAGGGGGCAGAGGCAGAGGGUCAGGGAGCGUAUGAGAGAGCAAGGGUGGAAGCGCCCCUUCUUGCCAUCGGCCACGCAUGUGACCAAGAGCCCACCCGCCAAAGGUCACGAGAGACGGGACAGGCAAACGAGGGGGCCGGUGAGCUGAGAGAGAUGGGGGACUUGGGGUUCUUCGCGACCAGGCAGGUGAUUGAGCGCAUGGAUCGGAGGGUAUGUGAGACGACAGUUACAUCCUUCCAGUGGUAUAAUCUACUCAACAAUGAGCUCUGGGUCAGAGAGUUGGAGGUGGAGCACCUGACUACUCAGCUUGCCGAGGAGAGGGCGAGGAGCCAGGCCAAAGAGGUUGAGUGGGAGAGGAGAUUUGGGGAGAUGGCGGYCGCUGUGGAUAGGCUCUCGGCAGCAUGGGAGGCUAGCCAGGCGGGGCGAGCCGGUACCAAUGGCCAGGGCCGAGGGAUGCAGGCUUCGCCGAGUCAGGGAGUAGCAGUGGUGGCCCCUCGACAGGCCGAGCCAAUGGAGGAGGUGCCCUUGGAUGCAGUUGAGGAGGAGGGUGGCGCGCAGGAGUCGCUUAUGGCUAUGUCCACGGAAAGGAGAGGUUCGCGUUUGCAUUAGCUGGUAGCAGCCAUGGGGAUAGGCACUCCACAGGAGAGGCCUCAGAGACUCGGCGCUCCAGAGCUUGC